Messenger RNA from Aspergillus japonicus CBS 114.51, 1420 nucleotides. RefSeq names its product J domain-containing protein. NCBI's taxonomy places the organism in Eukaryota, Fungi, Ascomycota, Eurotiomycetes, Eurotiales, Aspergillaceae. The transcript has a single exon. Bases 135 to 1184 code for a protein of 349 amino acids. The record is from RefSeq and is a predicted model, not a curated record.
UACACCACCACCGUAUACACUACACCCAUAUACACCCAUAUACACCCAUAUACACCCAUAUACACCCAUAUACACCCACCACGGCAGGAGAGAAGGAACACCCCGUCCUUUCUCUCCUACAAAGCCAUGCGGCCAUGCUCAGGAAAACCAAUCUCCUCAACCACGGCGGCCUACAGUUCCUGAACUUAAGCUAUUGCUCGUACUUCCCCGCUCGGCGGCACCGCUCGCAGCGUUACGCCACCAGCAGCACCAACUCCAACCCCAACUCUCACGACCUAACAUGGCCAACAACCCCAACCUUCACCCCGUACGACCUCUUCCAUCUCGACCGAAAAGCCCCCUACACGAAAACACGAUACUAUGAGCUCGUGAAAAUCUACCACCCGGACCGCUCCUCACCGAGCGGCGGCGGCGGCGGCGGCAGCAGCAGCAGCAACCACCACCAACACCCCCUCCUCCAGAACCUCACCCCCGAGGUCCGCAUCCAACGAUACCACCUCCUCGUCGCCGCGCACGAGCUCCUCUCCGACCCCGCGCGACGAGCAGCGUACGACCAAUUCGGCACGGGAUGGAACGUCCACCGCCCGGACCGCCACCACGCUGCCGCUGAUGAGCACCCCGAAACCGAGGUCCCGCCGUGGGCCCGCCCGGGCUCCAAGGACUACGGGCCCAUCUUCGCCAACGCCACCUGGGAGGACUGGGAGCGUUGGCACAACCGCCACCAGGGGCGGCAGCAGCACAUGGUGGACAACCGGACGUUCAUCUCGUUUGUGGUGCUGCUCACGCUGCUGGGCGGGGCGCUGCAGGCCUCGUGGAUCAGUCAGCUGAGCACUGGGUAUGAGGAGCGGUUGUGGGAGGUCACGGAGCAGUCGGAGCGGUUCCUGAAUGGGCGCCGGGAGAAGUCCGUCGUCGCGGAGCGGGGGAAGGGGUUGGAGGAGAAGGUGCAGCGGUUCUUGUUGGAUCGGGAUCCCACAGGGGUGGGGCUGAAGGGGGAAGAAGGGGAGGUUUAUCGCGGGGUUUUGGGAAAGAAUGGUGGUCGGGGGAAGGGAGGUGGUGCGAAGGUUGAUGCUGGUUCUGCUGUUCCUUCUGGUGGUGGUGUUGGGGCUGCUGCUGUGGAGGAUGGUGUUGGGGUCCAGGAUCAAUUGUCUACUUCGCCGUCUGGGGAGCCGGAGACGGCCCCCUGAGCUAGACUCGUUCUUGGAGUAUUUGGAUAAGUCGUUGGAGCAUUUUUGUAGACGUAUACUGUGCAUGUGCAUUUCUGAUGACCCGACGGAAGGAAAGCUCGCCAUCGCAGGCACUCAAAAGCAGUCAACUGUUCUCCUCAGAGAAGACCCUAGACAAUAUCUCCUGUUGUUGAAGGGUCCAUUGUCAAUACUUCACACUGAACAAUCACAUUAUGCAUAGUAUGGGGACACACUGG